ACCCAUUCUACUGGCGUUCCAAUUCACUGAGAAUCCAAUGGCUAAUCACGACGACAAGAACGAUAACCACGAGGAAUUGAGCCCGCUCUUGGGCAAGCAAGUGGGAGAAGAGGAUGCCAAGAAAGCCGGCAAGGCCACCGACGCCAAGGCAGACACCGCCACGGUCACAGUCGACAAAGCUCCGGCUUCGGCACCCGGUAAUCGGCGGUACGGGUGGACCGCCAACGGAUUGCCUUUGGGGCACGGGAGCGUGGUGGGGGAGCCGAUGGGAGAAGAGGACGCCAAGAAAGCCGGCAAGGCCACCGACGCCAAGGCAGACACUGCCACGGUCACAGUCGACAAAGCUCCGGCUCCAGCACCCGGGAAUUUCGGCGGGUACGGGUGGACCGCCGACAGAUUGCCUUUGGGGCACGGGAGCGUGGUGGGGGAGCCGAUGGGCCGGGCCCACUGGGACUCGAGCCUCUUCGAUUGUCUCGGACGCAGCGAAGGGUUCUGUAACAGCGAUCUUGAAGUUUGCCUUCUUGGAAGUGUGGCUCCUUGUGUGCUGUAUGGAAACAACGCAGAGAGAGUUGCAUCUAGUCCUGGGAGUUUUGCAUGUCACUGCUUGAGUUACACUGGUCUAUUGUUGCUUGGAAAUUCCGUCUUUGGUUGGAACUGCCUUGCACCAUGGUUGUCAUUCGCUAGUCGUACUACCAUUCGUCGAAAGUUCAACCUAGAGGGCAGCUGGGAGGCACUUCAUAGGUCAUGUGGGUGCUGCGGAUGCUUUCUGGAGGAUGAGGUGCAGCGUGAACAAUGUGAGACUGCAUGUGACUUUGCAACUCACCUCUGCUGCCACAGGUGUGCUCUUUGUCAGGAAGGUCGUGAGCUCCGUCUUAGAUUGCCUCAUCCCGGGUUCAAUGCUCAACCAAUCCUGGUUAUGAUUCCUCCGGUAGAGCAGAGCAUGGGCCGUGGGGUCGGAGAGCUUCCUACCUUGGUGUGAAAAGUACUACUGUCUAUAUGGUACCAGUGUGAUAUGAUAUUGUGUAAACUGUAUUGGGGUUAUCUGAUCUGCAUCUGAAGGCCCUCCUACUUCGUUUGGGUAAAACACCAAUUCAUAAUGUAGACUUCACCUAUAUUUCAUGUUUAUGAUACGUGAUGUUUGUGGAUGUGA
Messenger RNA from Alnus glutinosa, 1150 nucleotides. Its product is annotated as cell number regulator 8-like. Lineage: Eukaryota; Viridiplantae; Streptophyta; Magnoliopsida; Fagales; Betulaceae. Bases 38 to 979 code for a protein of 313 amino acids. The record is from RefSeq and is a predicted model, not a curated record. The transcript has 3 exons.